AUGUCGCUCUCGAUUUCUCAGCCUGCAACUACGGUUCUGCUAGGCACCGCUCUCAUUAAAAUUACCGCUACUAAUGGAAUCUCUCAUGUCUUUCGAUGUCUGCUCGACAGUGGAAGUCAACUCAACUUCAUGACAGAGAGGGCAGCACAGCUAUUAAACGUCUCUCGUCACCGCUCUACUCACACAAUCGUGGGAAUAUCUGCAUCGCAAUCCUCGACAAAGGGACAUGCACUCCUAGAACUAUCCACACUAGGCAGUGAAGUAAUUGCUUCAAAUCAACCUUUCCAUAUUCUAGAUAGAAUUUCCGCUCCUUUGCCUCGUACUCAACUCGCUUUUGAAGUUUACGAACUGGUAAAACCUUUUGUCCUCGCAGAUCCGACCUUUCAUAUUCCUCAGAAUAUUGACAUUCUCAUAGGAGGUGCUUUGUUUCCAGAACUUCUUACUCAUCAAUCCUACCCAUUGGGCUCAAACCUUCCAUUCGUUAUUGGAACACGAUUGGGAUUUGUGUUAAUGGGCAAUGCACCAACUUUGUCUAAUUCUUCUCCCACCUCAUGCCAUUCGUCUCUACUAUCCACUACAGACGAGCUACAUAAUACUCUACUUCGCUUUUGGCAACAAAAAGAGGUACCGCAGUGCAAUCUUAUCUCUGAAGAUGAUCGUCUCGCUGAAGAUCACUUCAAAUCAACUCACUCCCGCUCUCCAGAUGGAACAUAUGUUGUUCAAAUCCCUUUCAAGGACCAACAUCAACCUCUGGGCACUUCAAAAUCUGCUGCUGAACAUAGACUUCAAUCAAUUGAACGAAAGUUUGAAUCCAACUCUAAUUUCAAAGAAUUGAUCCCCUCUCACUCCUGGCGCUACGUUCCCUCAACAGACAACCCCGCUGAUUGUGCGUCACGUGGUUUGCUUCCCGCUCAACUCAUUGAUCAUCCUCUAUGGUGGAAUGGCCCUCCAUGGUUAACUCUUUCAGAUGAUCAUUGGCCAUCUAAUCGCUUCGUUCCCAUCAACUUGCAAGACACUCAAGAAUGUAAAACAACUCCUCUAAAUGUCCAAGUUUCAACCCAACCUCCAGAAUGGGAUCUUCUCUCCAAGUACUCAUCGUGGUCCAAACUACUUAGAGUAACAAGCUAUGUCUUGCGGUUUAUCCACAAUGCACGUACCGGUAGCUCUGACCGAAGACAUGGGCAUCUCACCGUCUCUGAACUUAAGAACUCAGAGCGUACCAUCAUCAAGUGUGUACAAGCUACAUGUUUUACGAAUGAAUUGACUCUACUUCACAAAAACAAACCCAGUACCUCUAAUCUUCAACGUUUAGACCCUUUUCUGGAUGCUUCCGGCAUAAUUCGUGUGGGAGGCCGGCUUAAGAAGCUAUCGCUGAAAUUCAACGUCAAACACCCAAUAGUACUUCCAAAGAAGCACCAUAUCGUUGAUCUUCUCAUAGACUUUGUCCACACUACUCACUUACAUUCCGGACCACAACUGACCCAAGCAAUCCUUUGCCAAAACUAUUGGAUUCUUUCGGCUCGUCGAGUCAUACGGACACGUAUUCAUAAAUGUGUAAAAUGUUUCAAAGUGAAACCAAAGAACAUCACUCCAGUCAUGGGAGAUCUUCCUACCGCAAGAGUAACUCCAGCUCGACCAUUCACUACCAGUGGCGUUGACUAUUGUGGCCCUUUUGACAUGAAAGUUGUCAAUCUUCGCGGAAUGCGUCAUAUCAAAACCUACAUCUGUGUUUUUGUUUGUUUUGUGACAAAGGCAGUGCACUUAGAAGUUGUAGAAGAUUUAACAACUGAGGGAUUCAUCGCUGCACUCACACGAUUCAUCUCCCGAAGAGGAUUCUGUAAAGAUAUCUAUUCCGACUGUGGCACGAACUUCGUAGGCGCUGAUUCUGCACUGCGUCGAACAAUCAAAAACACCCUGAGCACCAAAGAAUCUGAAGAACACCUGUUGCAUUUCACUUCAUCCAGGAAAAUAAAUUUCCACUUCAAUCCUCCUGCUUCGCCCCAUCAAGGUGGUCUGUGGGAAGCAGCAGUGAAAAGUGUCAAAUACCAUCUGCGCCGUGUCAUGGGUGAACACAUUCUUACUCUCCUAGAAUUCAUGACUCUGACUACACAAAUAGAGGCAAUCCUCAAUUCCCGUCCUUUGACACCAUUAUCUAACGACCCUAAUGACUGUUCAGCACUCACUCCAGGACAUUUCCUCAUAGGAUCUCCGCUGGCAUCAAUUCCAGAAGAAGACCAUGCUGAUAUUCCACUAACUCGGCUCAAAAGAUGGCAUCUAGUACAAGCUCUCCACCAAAGGAUUUGGAAGCGCUGGCAACUAGAGUACCUUCAUACACUCCAGCAACGAUCCAAGUGGACUCAUAAGACAGAAAACAUAAAAGUUGGAGAUCUAGUCUUGAUCCACUCUUCAUCGCCUCCUUUGUCCUGGCCCCUUGCCCGUGUCACACAGUUGCAUCCUGGCACAGAUGGACAAGUCAGGGUUGUUGAUCUGAAGACUCAACACGGUUACCUUACUAGACCAGUUGUUAAAGUGUUCCCUCUCCCUCAAAACUAA
Macrosteles quadrilineatus (aster leafhopper) is the source of this 2553-nucleotide messenger RNA. RefSeq lists its product as uncharacterized. Lineage: Eukaryota; Metazoa; Arthropoda; Insecta; Hemiptera; Cicadellidae. Gene Ontology annotation, biological process: DNA integration. Gene Ontology annotation, molecular function: nucleic acid binding. Bases 1 to 2553 code for a protein of 850 amino acids. The record is from RefSeq and is a predicted model, not a curated record. The transcript has a single exon.